AUGGGUCAAAAGCGCUUCGAGCGCGUGCUCAAGCAACAACAACGCGCCGUAGAGACCGCUGAGAGCGUUAAGCGUCAGCGCGGACCGAGCAUUCGGGAGAGAGUCGCAGCGUACAACACCGAGCUCAUCGCCGCCGCCGACCUCUCAGCUGUUCGCGGAUGGAGCUCGAGCGACGCAACGACGAGCGCGCGGGAUGAAGGGUUUUCGAGGGUGCACUUUAGUAAUCUGGACGUUCGCGUCGAUCCGGUAGCGAUGAAGGAGGCGCUGCGGCGGUUCGUGACGGACGUAGCGCGCGAGGCAGGCGUGGAAGACGAAACGGUGGGCGACGUCAACGUCGGGACUUUCGGACCAUGCCGACCGAAGACGAGGCGGGAUAGGGACCGUGAACAUCGCGGAUUUGCAACGUGUGCGUUUCAGAGCGCGACGGACGCCGAGGCGGUGGCGAUGAUGGCGAGCGGACGCGCGCUCAACGUCGGGACGGAUUCAGUAGUACGGGAAAUUCGGGCAAAGGUGGACUCAAAUAACGAAUACGACGACGAAUUUGUGAAAGGGCUCCGCGGGAAGGUACCGGUCGUGAAGGAGGUGAAAGAGGAGGUGCGGAAGAAAUGGAAUUUGAGCGAGCUGUGCGACAGCUUACCCAUGCGAGAGAGUUGCUUGUCGACGCACACUCGAUUUAGUGAUUUAGAUGGAUACUUGAGGGUGCGAUUUCUAGAGUACCUGAGCACGACAGUGCCGGCAAUGCCGGAGCUCGCGGGUGUCGUGCUCGCGAUGGAGAAGACCUCCCCGCAAUAUUUACGGGUCAAGGAGCUCUUGGAAUCCAUCGAGGUCUUCAAGCUUGUCGUGGCGCAUCUUCAGUCGGCGGAAAACUUACGGCGGAAAGUUCAUUACGACACCUUCUUUGACCUGGCGUGCGGCCACGGUCUCGUCGGUGUCAUGCUCGCGCACGCGUUUCCGGGACGGAGAGUUCGUUCGUUUGAUGUCGCGCGACGGCCAGCUUUUCUAGCAUUUUGCCACGGCUUCGCAAAUGUCUCGACGGAUUGGAGUGUUGAGAGUGAUGUAGAUUGGACACGCGAGGGGGAGUUUGUCCCCGAGAAUCGGUUCGAAGAGGGCGACCACAAGAGAGAUAAACCAGAGGCAUCGAAUGUAGACGAUUGCGAAGAGAAACCGGCGCUACCGAACAUUGAUUUUACGCAUGGUGACAUCGUAGCUGCGAAGGCAUUUCUGAACGACGCCAGUUUUGUCAUCGCGCUUCAUGGCUGCAACGAGUUGAACAAAAUCGCAGUCGAUAUGGCGCGCGACAUCAACGCUCUGUGGUGCGUCAUGCCGUGCUGCAUCAAGACGAACAUCUAUAUCCCAAAUGCCAUCGUCUCGAAGCUCAACGACGACGCGCGGUACGCCUUCAUGUGCGGAGCGAUCGCGGCCAUGCAUGAUGCUCAGCUAAUCCGCUCCAUCGACGUGCGCAUCACCAAUCGAGCGAUCGUCCUCUGCGGUGGGAUCACAGGGUAUGUCAAGGGAUGUUUCUUCAUGGACGGCUCCGCGAAGAUUCUUCGUGAACGAGCGCAAUAG
Messenger RNA from Ostreococcus tauri, 1566 nucleotides. Its product is annotated as unnamed product. The transcript has a single exon. The record is from RefSeq and is a predicted model, not a curated record. Lineage: Eukaryota; Viridiplantae; Chlorophyta; Mamiellophyceae; Mamiellales; Bathycoccaceae. Bases 1 to 1566 code for a protein of 521 amino acids.